Messenger RNA from Arachis duranensis, 2538 nucleotides. RefSeq names its product G-type lectin S-receptor-like serine/threonine-protein kinase LECRK4. Gene Ontology annotation, molecular function: protein serine/threonine kinase activity; ATP binding. The transcript has 2 exons. NCBI's taxonomy places the organism in Eukaryota, Viridiplantae, Streptophyta, Magnoliopsida, Fabales, Fabaceae. The record is from RefSeq and is a predicted model, not a curated record. Gene Ontology annotation, biological process: protein phosphorylation.
AUGUCAUCGAUAAUACUCUGCACUUUUUUGACUUUAUCUCUUUCACAUUUACUUUCAUGGCACGCUCGUGCAGAACCGGUUCUCCAGCUUUGGAGCCCGCAGAACCACCCUGACCCUGCUUUGGAACUGAAACAUCUCGCCAACGACGUCGUAUUUGAGCUCCUAAUUUCUCAAACAUGUAGCAGCAUCAAAAUUUCCAUGGCUUCAGCAACCUUUUUCAUCGCUUCCCUUCUCUUUCUUCACAUCACACUAGCCUUUGCCAACAUUACCAUAAAUUCAACACUCUCCACCACCAACAACAACAAUGCAUGGCGUUCAUCUUCAGGUGAAUUUGCUUUUGGAUUUCACCAACUCAGAGACACAAAUCUCUUCAUAGUUGCCAUAUGGUACGACAAAAUACCAGAAAAAACCAUAGUUUGGAGUUCAUAUUCACUCAGCAAUCCAACACCAACAGGAUCAAAGAUUCAGUUAACACCAUCAGGUCUAAAGCUAACAACUCCCAAUGGUGAAUCCACAUGGAUAGCACAAACCAACAACCCUGUUUCCCAUGGUUCUAUGCUUGACACUGGAAACUUUGUUCUUGCAAGCAGUGAUAACAAGAAACUUUUGUGGCAAAGUUUCAAGAACCCCACAGAUACUUUGUUGCCAAACCAAACUGUUGAAUCUGAUGCCACUCUCACUUCUAGAUUGAGUGAUACAAACUACACAAGAGGGAGGUUUCAACUCUAUUUUCAGAAUGACACCAUCAUGUUAAGUCCUCUAGCAUGGCCUACCGAAUUUCGCUAUGAUUACUACGAUGUUUUCGGACAUGCUGCACGCUUGGUGUUUGAUGAAAGUGGUGAGAUAUAUCUGGAGACAGAGAAUGGUAAUAGAACAACACCACAAGCUCCUAAAUGGCAACCCAAUUUAGCUCUUGAUCCUAGGAACAAUUACUAUAGAGCAACACUUGAUUACUUUGGAGUUUUAACUCAAUAUGUUCAUCCAAAGGACUCAAAUUCUCAGCAAGGGUGGAGAGUUUUAAGGUACACUCCUAGUAACAUUUGCACAAGUAUUUUCAAUGAUUAUGGAAGUGGUGCUUGUGGUUACAAUAGCUAUUGCUCCAUGGAAGAACAGAGGCCUACUUGCAAUUGCCCUGAUGGGUAUACUCUGAUUGAUCCAAGCAAUGUUUUUGGUGGAUGCCAACCAAAUUUCACUCUUGGUUGUGGAGCAGAUAAUUAUGGCAAAGAAUUGCAAGCGCGCCCAGAAGAUCUAUAUAAUUUUAGUGUUUUGAGUGAUGUGGAUUUUCCUCUUAAUGAUUAUGAGCAGAUUCAACCUUAUUCUCAAGAUGAGUGCCAGCAAGAUUGUUUAAAUGAUUGCAAUUGUGCUGUUGCAAUCUAUACCAACAAUCAAACCUGUUGGAAGAAGAGGUUGCCUCUUUCUAACGGAAGAACACAAAGUGGAGGUCAAACAAUACUUAUCAAAACAAGAGUUGCACCUCUUGGCAUUCCCACUGGUGCUGAAUCAAAGAAAGAUCAUAAUAAGAUUAAGCCAGGUUUUCAUGGAUUACUUAUUGGAUCGCUUGUCAUCAAUGUUGUACUCCUGGCUGCAGUUCUUUUGGCUUUUCACCUGAAGAAGCGAAAAAGGGACAUCAAAGUCUCAAGUCUUCUAGAAACAAAUCUGCAUUCUUUUAGCUAUGAAGCACUGAAGGAUGCAACACGGGAGUUUAGCGAAGAACUGGGACGGGGUUCCUUUGGCAUUGUUUACAAAGGAACCAUAGAAUCAAGGUUUUAUAAUGUGGUGGCAGUCAAGAAGCUUGACAGAUUGGCACAAGAAGGAGAGAAGGAAUUCAAGGCUGAGUUGAGUGCCAUUGGUAAAACCUGCCACAAGAAUCUGGUAAGGUUGAUUGGAUUCUGUGAUGAGGGAACUAACAGAAUGCUUGUCUAUGAGUUCAUGAGCAAAGGUGCUCUGGCAAACUUCCUAUUUGGACAAACCAAACCCAUUUGGGAUCUAAGGGUAAGGUUUGCUUUGGGGAUUGCAAGAGGGUUGGUGUACUUGCAUGAAGAGUGUGACACUCCCAUCAUUCAUUGUGACAUAAAACCUCAGAAUAUACUCAUAGAUGAUAACUUCAAUGCAAAGAUAUCUGACUUCGGGUUGGCCAAGUUGUUGUUGUCUGAUCAGAGCAGGACCAACACCAUGAUCCGAGGAACAAGAGGUUAUGUUGCUCCGGAAUGGUUCAGGAAUGUUCCUGUGACGGUUAAGGUGGAUGUUUAUAGCUUCGGCGUUAUGUUACUAGAGAUCAUUUGAGAUGCAUUGGUGGAUGAUGAUACGGAGGCUAUAGCUGACAGUGGAAGGUUACAAAGGUGGGUGAAGAUAGCAAUUUGGUGCAUUCAAGAGCAUCAUGAAAAGAGGCCAACAAUGGGGAUUGUGUUGCAAAUGCUUGAAGGCUUGGUUGAAGUCUCGGAUCCACCAUCACCCUUUUCUUUAAAUCCGGUUUCUUCACUGCCCCACAGCCACAGCCAAGAACCAAGAUAAAAAGGGGACAAAAAGAUAUCCCUGCCA